This is a messenger RNA of Penicillium subrubescens, 2355 nucleotides long. RefSeq lists its product as uncharacterized. The transcript has 4 exons. The record is from RefSeq and is a predicted model, not a curated record. Lineage: Eukaryota; Fungi; Ascomycota; Eurotiomycetes; Eurotiales; Aspergillaceae. The coding region runs from base 1 to 2355 and encodes 784 amino acids.
AUGUUGCAAAAAAAGAGAAAAAUUGGCUCCGAUGCACCAUCGGACCAUUUUGGGGUUGAAAUUGAGCGCGGCAACCCCAGCCCAGAGGCAAUAAAUAGCCAUCGCACCCAUCCAGGAAGGUUUGCGGGACCAAAACAGAACUUUUUGCGUAGCUCACACCGUCAUGCGCAGGAUCAAGGUGCAGCCCUGCAGCCAAGGUGGUUCAUCAAAGACUAUAUCGAUCGAAAGCGAGCGAUGACGAAGGACAAAGAAAUUGCCGACGAUGCGCCACGGGAUGGCCCUCUCUUAAUAGGUUGGUACGAUGACGAAGGUCAGGAAGUUACAGAACUCAACGAAACAAAGGAGAACCUGGCCAAGAUGGUUAUUGAAAUGUGGGCUCGCUCAAAAACCGAGUCUGGGCAGCAAAGAACGGCAUUCUAUGCGCAGAAAUGGCGUGACGUCGUCCGACGGAGACAACUUGAUCAGGAUCUCAGAGUCGCUCAAGCUCCCACGUUCGUUCUCGUCCUCCUGUCAAACGAGACGUUGAGUAUGGCGAUACCAAGCGAAAGCCCCAAAUCUCCUGGAUCUGGUCGGACACAAUCACAUGUUCGUGUUGAGUUUGGCCAUGAAAUUCACCUCAUAGAGUCAUCCAGCAGUGAAAAUAAUGCCAGUGAAAAUGACAAGCGGUCAUCCAUCGAGCAAACGAGUAUGUCCCCAAGGAAGGAGCCAUCGAAAAAUCGACCUGAUCCGAUUGAACCCGCCAAGGGAAUUUUGAAACCACCCAAAGAAAAGUUCCCCGAAGAACCAAACCCCAUUCGGGAAGGCGUUGCUCCAUUGAAGAAUACAGACCUGAAGGGAGUCCCAUCAGGAGCGCGGUGGACUAAGAUUGACCGUAGACUGGUUAGCCCAGCUGCUUUAGAGGCUGGAAAUGAAAGGUUCGAAGAACAAGCCGACUAUGUUGUCGUUCUUCGAGUUUUGAAGAAGGAAGAGAUACAAGAGUAUGCUUUGAGGACAACAGAACUCCGAGAAGCUCGAAAAGACGCACUAAAAAGUAAAACCGGAAGCCCUUCGAGAGAAAGCCGUGUUGACGGGUCACGAGGUCGUCGUCGCAGGCGAGAAGGUAGCUUGUCGCCAGACUUCGAUCGAAGUCACUCCAUAUCACAAACCAACAGCGCCAGCGGUUCUCGAGAGGGCACACCCCAGGACUUCGAAGGUUCCAGUCAAUCAAGGGAGGACAUAAAAUAUAGAAUUACCGGUGUCCACUCACAUUCACCACCACGAAGUCGCCCAGAUGGAAGCUGGAGAAGUCCAAACAAUCGAGGUUCCGGAGACUGGGCCUCUGAACCUGGCUCUAGACGGCCAUCUCGGCGCAAAAAUAUUUCCAUUCGUUUCAAUAACGGUUAUUCGGAUUCUGAAAUAUCCGAACUAGAGAUAGAAGUACCCGAAUCACACUACGGUUCCAAUGCGUACGGUGCUUUCCAUCGACGGCGUCAAUCAAUUGGACACGAUCCAUGGAAUAUCUCAGAUGACGAGACCCAAUAUGAGGAGACCAGAUCGCUCUCCACUGAGAGUAGAGAUACACUGAGUUGGUUUUGGGUAUGCCAGAUCGACGUUAUACCUGGAUAUUUAGCGACUCCGUGGACGACACAAUUUUCGACAGAAUGCUGUGUUGGCGCAAUUGCAGUCAUUCUUGAGGCAAUCGGAAUGCUAACAGAAUUUUCUCAACCGGUCUACCUCGAUACCCCUUGUCAUCCUCGCGGGCUGGAUUGGAUGCGCAGUGGUCUAUCAACGUAUCCACCAUAUGGAGUCAGCGCGAACCAUCACCAUGGAACCGUGAUAAGCGGUGGUUACAACACGAAGAUCUUCCCUGGUUUUAGAGCUCCUCUCUUUCAGAUUGAGCUUCUUCGCCACUAUGGCUUCCAGGUUGAUCGACAUCAGCCUUCCGACGCUGCAAACCUUCGUGCACGGCUCACUGAGUUGAUGGCCCUUGACUCCUGGCUUUCUUACUGUGGUCGCCAACCUGAGAUAUGUGGGCAUGGUCCACCUUCUGAUCUCAGCAUUUCAGUGGUCGGAGUCGGCGAUUUACUUUACACUAUGCCAAAGUUAAUUGAGCGAACUAUGGAAAGUUUUAAAUUCGAGUUUACGAAUCUUGAACGCACUGCGAUUGAUGGUGGACACCAAAUUGUCCAGCAAAUAGCGGGUAAUCUCCUGGAUACUCUUGGAUGGAAGGUCGAGGGUCUAAGCCCGGGCGAGAAACUUUUUGCGCUUGUCGCAAUGUUACGAGCAUCGAAAAUGGCGCUAUGUAUUGUGCAGGGCACUGAUACGUCGAGUUUGAGAGAGAUAUUACUCAACGAUGUGCAAGUGCAUCUGGUUUAG